Molecule: messenger RNA, 1383 nt
Organism: Sclerotinia sclerotiorum 1980 UF-70
Lineage: Eukaryota; Fungi; Ascomycota; Leotiomycetes; Helotiales; Sclerotiniaceae
Exons: 3
Coding region: 1-1383 (460 amino acids)
Biological process (GO): transcription-coupled nucleotide-excision repair; proteasome-mediated ubiquitin-dependent protein catabolic process; protein polyubiquitination
Cellular component (GO): nucleotide-excision repair complex; Cul4A-RING E3 ubiquitin ligase complex
Molecular function (GO): protein binding
Source: RefSeq, a predicted model, not a curated record
AUGAAUCAAUUGAUCUAUGAUCGAUCAACGGGCAACCUUGGCCCAAAUGCCUUUGCGCGCAUCCAAACCAGUCGAUUAAUUCAUGCGAUUUCACCAGCUUCGAAGCUACAAUUCAAUGGUGGCGAAGAAUCUCCAACUGUAGCCACAGAUGCAGAAGCUCGAGAAUAUGAGGCAGUGAAGUUAUGGGCGCACCAAACUGGAGUGAACGCACUAUCGAUAGAUAGAUUCGAAGGAAAGAUUCUUCUUUCUGGGGGAGCAGAUGCAUCGAUCAAAAUUUGGGAUCUUGAUCAAAUCCCCACCGGGGCUUCAGAAUAUACAUUCCGACCAACCGGAAUAGUCCCUAGAAAUGCUUCCGCGCACAAGUAUGGCAUUACACAUCUUAGUUUCUAUACUUUCGAUUCUGCCGCUUUUCUCUCUUCAUCAUACGAUCAUCAUCUCAAACUAUACUCCACAGAGUCUCUCCAGGUCUCUGCAGACUUCGAUUUAAACUCUAUCGUCUAUUCGCAUGCCGUAUCUCCCAUUGCACAACAUCUUUUGGUGGCUUGCGCGACUCAACACCCAGCUGUCAGACUCGUUGAUCUUCGGUCAGGCGCAAGUACACAUUCAUUAGCCGGGCAUCAUAGGGCUAUACUUUCUGUCGCUUGGCAUCCGAAUAUUGAUCAUAUAUUAGCUAGUGGGUGUGUCGAUGGUACCGUUCGUCUUUGGGAUAUACGUAAGAGUUCCGGAGCAGUGGGCUUGCUGGACUUGGAAGAUGCAAUUGGGGUUACGAUUACACAUGGCAUGGCAGGUGGUCGAUCAAGAGUUUCAGCUAAAGCACAUUCAGGCGCUGUUAAUGGUCUAACCUGGACGGAUAAUGGAAAUUAUAUCAUAUCUGCAGCGCAUGAUGAAAGAAUUCGUGUCUGGGAUGCAGCUACGGGUGGAAAUACCCUUGCAAGCUUCGGGCCAACAAUAAAGAAUGGACAUCUUUCAAGUCUACCUCUAGUAGUAUCACCUACGGCAUUAACGCCUCCCAUGAAAGAACUCCUAUUCUUCCCCAAUGAAAAAGAAAUUCUCGUUUUCGAACUCCACGAAGGCCGCCUUCUCAAACGGUUGAAAGUUCCUGGUCCCACUGUAGCAGCAGUGCGAUCUCGAACUGGUGAAAGAAAUAUCAGAAAUCGUAUUACAGCAUUGGCUUGGAGAGAACCAGUCGAUGGUAUAUACUCCGCUCAUUCUGAUGGACUGAUUAGAGCUUGGAUACCUAGAACUGAAGAAGAUGUAGAGUUAGAUCGUGAGGAAGAGGAGGAAGGUGAAACUCGGCAUGAGAAUGAAGGGGGCAAGAGGAAGAGGAAUGUUCUGGAUGAUGUUUUUAGAGAUUUGACGAGACAGAAAAUAAGUUUUGGUUAA